This is a messenger RNA of Aaosphaeria arxii CBS 175.79, 1602 nucleotides long. RefSeq names its product MFS general substrate transporter. NCBI's taxonomy places the organism in Eukaryota, Fungi, Ascomycota, Dothideomycetes, Pleosporales. The record is from RefSeq and is a predicted model, not a curated record. The transcript has 2 exons. Gene Ontology annotation, biological process: transmembrane transport. Gene Ontology annotation, cellular component: membrane. Gene Ontology annotation, molecular function: transmembrane transporter activity. The coding region runs from base 1 to 1575 and encodes 524 amino acids.
AUGUUACACAUACCAUCAGACUCGUCGCAAGCUAGAAGCAAUCCUUCAUCCGUAACGCCAACUCCAUUGGAAUUAUGCAUCGCGAGACUUGGCCGUGAACGCCCACUGGCUUUUACUAGUAUCUGGGCUGAAGCUGCUUUCAUCUUCAGCAUCAUGAUGUCUCAAUUCCUGACAGAAUACUUUGUCUCGGGCUUUACACUCAUUCUUCCAACUUUGAUACAAGAGCUGGAUAUUCCACAUGCAGCUGCUGUAUGGCCUGCCAGUGCAUUCUCGCUUGCUAUCGCCAGUACAUUACUUAUCUUCGGCCGCCUGGGAGACAUGUGGGGAGGCUAUCCUGUCUACCUCUGUGGUCUUGCAUGGCUAUUAAUAUGGAGUAUCGUCGCGGGCUUCAGCAUUAAUCCACUUAUGCUUGACUUUUCCAGGGCACUUCAAGGGCUUGGUGCAGCUGCGGCUCUCCCAACAGGAAUUAUGCUCAUGAGCUCGAUGUACCGACCGGGGCCCCGAAAGAAUUUUGUUUUCGCUAUCUACGGAGCAUCAGGCGUCUUCGGCUUCUUUGGGGGCAUUGUCCUCGCAGGUGUUGUCGGUCAAUUCUUACACUGGGGUUUCUACUUCUGGAUCGGUGCUAUCUUGACAGGCGCUGCGUUGAUCUCCUCAUACUUCUCGAUCCCACACGCUUCAAUAGGGCAAGGAGGCAGUAUUGGAGUUAAGAUGGAUUACCUUGGUGCGAUUUCUCUCGUAUUCGGCCUGAUUCUUACCGUUUUCGCUAUUACGCAAUCCUCGCAUGCUCCUACAGGAUGGCGGACGCCAUAUAUCGCCAUUUGCUUUUCUCUUGGUGUAAUAUUUCUCCUGUCUGCUGUAUAUAUUGAGGCGAGGAUUGCAUCUCAGCCUCUCCUACCAGCCUCAAUUGUAACUAUUCCUUCGAUGACACCUCUCCUCCUCGCCAUCCUCAUUCUCUACGGGUGCUGGGGUAUCUUCUCUGUCUAUGGAACUCUUUUUUUCCAGAAUGUGUGGACUAUUUCCCCGCUACAAAUAGCUGUGUGGUAUAUUCCCCUUGGCGUAGCCGGCCUUCUCUUUAGUGUUCUGGAGGGUUUCAUCUUACACCUUGUUCCUGGCCGAGUCCUUUUGAUCAUCUCUGCGCUAUGCGCACUGGGAGCACAGCUUCUUCUCGCUUUGGUCCCACUCGAUGGAUGGAAUUAUUGGGCAUGGAUAUUUCCAGCCACGAUUUUUAGCACCAUCGGUAUCGACUUUCCUACAAUUCUGAUGACAGUUUUCAUUACAACAAAACUUCCUCGUGCGCAGCAAGGAUUGGCAGGUGGAGUCCUAAAUUCCGUUCUUCAACUUGGAGUCGCGCUUUCUCUUGGGUUGACAGAUAUUCUCCAGUCGGCUGCCGUAGGCAAGGUAGGCUUGGCACAAAGUUACAAAUACACCUUUUGGUUCGGCAUUGGCGCAGCGGCCGUGAGUUUGGUACUAGUAGCGGUUUGGGGAAGUGUACCUAAGGCAACAAGUGAUUUAACAGCAGACGAGAAGCUGGAACUGAUGCAAGAAGCUGAGAGGGAAUUAAACAGUGUUUCUUAGGCUAAUUGUUCGGAUUUUCAACAUUCG